This is a messenger RNA of Glarea lozoyensis ATCC 20868, 162 nucleotides long. RefSeq lists its product as uncharacterized. Bases 1 to 162 code for a protein of 53 amino acids. The record is from RefSeq and is a predicted model, not a curated record. The transcript has a single exon. NCBI's taxonomy places the organism in Eukaryota, Fungi, Ascomycota, Leotiomycetes, Helotiales, Helotiaceae.
AUGCCCGCUGAAGUCCUGCUCUUUGUCGCAAACUUCAAGCGACUCGAGACUGUCAAAUACAACUUGCGCGCCGAACUAAAGCAAUCGACACAACACUUUGCAAGAAACGCCGGUGGUAACAACCUGCGCAAGAACUACUGUUGCGUUCGACACGACGCGUAA